This is a messenger RNA of Ictalurus furcatus (blue catfish), 883 nucleotides long. RefSeq names its product ADP-ribosylation factor 4. The transcript is spliced from 6 exons. NCBI's taxonomy places the organism in Eukaryota, Metazoa, Chordata, Actinopteri, Siluriformes, Ictaluridae. Gene Ontology annotation, cellular component: cytoplasm; plasma membrane. Gene Ontology annotation, biological process: intracellular protein transport; vesicle-mediated transport. The coding region runs from base 102 to 644 and encodes 180 amino acids. Gene Ontology annotation, molecular function: GTP binding; GTPase activity. The record is from RefSeq and is a predicted model, not a curated record.
AGAGAGAGAGAGAGAGAGAGAAAACUAUCAGACUCAGAGCUCCGGAGUCUUACUCUUCCAGCAUUUAUUUUUUUAUAGUCGUUAACACCAGGCUCUUCAUUAUGGGAAACUUUUUUACCUCCAUCCUAUCUCGUCUCAUUGAGAAGAGGCCAGUCAGAAUACUGAUGGUGGGUCUGGAUGCAGCUGGAAAGACUACGGUCCUCUACAAACUCAAACUGGGUGAAGUCGUCACAACGAUUCCAACUCUUGGCUUUAAUGUCGAGACAGUUGACUACAAGAACAUUUCCUUCACCGUGUGGGACGUGGGCGGACAGGACGUCAUCAGACGGCUCUGGAGACACUACUUUCAGAACACCAUGGGCCUCAUCUUUGUGGUGGACAGCAGCGAUCGUGAGCGCAUCCAGGAAGCUGCUUUGGAGCUGCAGAUGAUGCUUGAGGAAGAUGCGCUGAGAGACGCCACUGUGUUGGUUCUUGCUAACAAACAGGAUUUGCCCAAUGCGAUGCCGGUCCACGAGAUGACCGAGAGACUCAGGUUGCACGCACUGAAAGGAAGACCGUGGUACGUCCAGUCGACUUGUGCGGUAAUCGGAACAGGUUUAUAUGAAGGACUGGACUGGAUGGCUGCUCAGAUGUCCAAACGAUAAAAUUGCACAACAGUUACACUAUUUAUAUACGGUGUAUAUUUGAGGGGAUUGACUGUAUCUUGAGCACUUUAAGACGUUUUGCAAUUUAUUAUUUUUUGUAAAUAUCACUCACUAUGUAUUUCAUUUUUGAGCAUUGCUUACUGUGCCUUUAAAAUGAUUUUUGUUGAAUUAAAUGUAACAUGCUGAUCUAUAAUAUAUAUUUCUAUGACUGUAAAGCAUUAAAACAAAAAGCUAUUUAA